AUGUAUUGUGCCAUGGGGCUUGGUUGGGUAGGGUUGGAUUUUCGGGGCCUACUUCCACCUCUUUUUGAAGAGGCUGUUUUAAACCUAUUUUCAAAAAACAUGAACACAGCAGUGGAGAAUUUUCAGUUGGUUUUGGAUUCUCAUCGAUGGGUCCCACUACCAUCAGUUGGCUUCUCAUCCAAUAGCGUUGGUGAUGAAAGCCAGGAAGACAUUACACCUCCUCCAAGUCUAAUGGAGCAUUCGCCUCUUGCUGUUUUUGUUAACGGUGUAUCUGCUGCAAUGAAUGAGCUGAGGCCAUGUGCACCAAUAAGUUUGAAACAUAUUCUUGCUCAAGAACUAGUGAAAGGGCUGCGAACUGUUUCUGAUUCUUUAUUAAGAUAUAACACCACAAGGGUGCUAAGGGAGAACGAGUCUGUUCUCUUUCUUUCUCUCUGCAGAGCAUUCAUAGAGGUUGCUUAUCCACAUUGUGGUACAUGCUUUGGACGAUGUUACCCUGGAGGCGCUUCUCUCAUCACGGAUGGAAAGUAUGUGUUGGAGGGGCUUUCUCGUCUUUUGACAACGUCAUCUUUACGACACUUACCAAAGAGAGUUCAAAAUAAUGUUAAUGCUACCGGUGAGACAAAGAACGUAGCAGAAAACGGCAAUCCUCCUGCGGCAGUUGAAAAUGGAUCAUCAGUCACAGACACAGUCUCAGCCACAACAGAUAAAGAAAUGGAGAAUAAUAAUGUGGUUGAGGAAGAUGACAAGAACAUGGUUCAACAAACUCAUGAAAAACAAAGUGAACAAUAAAACCUUAUGUGCACUCCGGAUUCUUAAACUUUAAGAUUUUUUUUUUUGAAUAGCUAAAUAUUUGCACAAGUUAUAUUUUUGUAUUAUAUUAUAAGCCUAUGAUUAUGAAUGAGUAUGUGCUAAAUGAUAUACAAGG
Molecule: messenger RNA, 925 nt
Organism: Lactuca virosa
Lineage: Eukaryota; Viridiplantae; Streptophyta; Magnoliopsida; Asterales; Asteraceae
Source: the annotation of a GenBank genome assembly